AUGUGUCUAGAGAAUUGGUUGAUACUUUCUCUAUUUUGCGUCUUUAGUAAGAAGAAGAUGACAAUUGAGAGCAAGAAAAAGCUGGUUUGCAAGAAGCCUGAAAGUGUCAAAUCUAAGGCUAAACAAGUAAAAUCAGAUAAUCCCAGAAUGUCAGAGAGUUCUAAGCGUAAAAGGGAGACAUGUAAUGUCACCUUUGAUGAUGUUGAAGCUAAGUUCUCUGUUUGGGAGCGAGCAGAAAGGAUGCUGUCAAGUCUAGAAGAUGAAUACCCUUUCUUCAUAAAGUGUAUGCUCCCAUCAAAUGUUGCUCAUAGCUUUUGGCUGCAUAUUCCAAAGGCUUUCUGUGACUUAUAUUUACCAAGCCAGAACUCUACUAUUAUGUUGGUAGAUGAAUGGGGGAAUGAAUACAAAACUACUUAUCUUUUGGAGAGGCAUGGAUUGAGUGCUGGCUGGAGAGCAUUCUCAAUCGCUCACCGACUACUUAAAGGAGAUCUUUUGAUCUUUCGUUUGACUGAACCCAAUAAAUUUAAGGUUCACAUUGAAAGAGUAAACAGUAGAGAUGUUGUAGAGGCAGCUAUUUGUCUUAUGAACUUAAAUGAUCAUGAGAAAACCUCAAAUCCUGGUAAUCACAAGCGCAGAAGUUCAAUAAAAUUUGUCCAGCCAUAUCCAGAAGGAGUUUUUCAAAAUGAAGGCCAGCAUUAG
Molecule: messenger RNA, 699 nt
Organism: Ipomoea triloba (trilobed morning glory)
Lineage: Eukaryota; Viridiplantae; Streptophyta; Magnoliopsida; Solanales; Convolvulaceae
Product: B3 domain-containing protein At5g42700-like
Exons: 7
Coding region: 1-699 (232 amino acids)
Molecular function (GO): DNA binding
Source: RefSeq, a predicted model, not a curated record